GAUGUCCUGAAACAAGCCGUUUUAUCGGGUUUUAACGGUGAAAUUUGUAAUGAAUAAACAAUAAAUUAAAUAAAAAGUGGUUUUUCUUUGUUUCAUAAUAAUGUUUCAUUUAUAGUUUUAUUAAUUAAAAAGAAACUUUCAAAAUUGACUUCAUCAAAUGGUAUUAUUUAAGUUGAGUUUGCAAGUUAGAUAUUUAGAUUGACCAAGACUGUUAAUGAACAAUUAGACACUUCUAAUAGAAGUCUAAAUACUGCUAGCAGAAGACUAGAUGAUGAAGGUAGAACACUAUAUCCUUCUGCCAGAGAAGUACGCCAGGAUGGUUUCGACAACCAUAAGAAAUCCCAAAAUGAAUGGAAAUGUCUUUACAAAAUUGGUUUAAAUUUAUAAAUACUAGAAAAAGAUGAAACUUUGGAAGGUUUUAGCAAGAAACAGUCAUGUUUAUACGAAUCAUAUCACUCAAAGUAAUGGAAUGGAAUUAUAUGAAUUCAAAUCGAGAUCGCCAACGUUUUCCGAAGAUUCUGGAAAACAUUCGGGAAACAGUUUACACGAAACUUUACACCAGAAUUCGUAUUUAGCUACGGUUCAAUUGAGAAGGAAACCUGGGGAAAAUUUGGGAAUUAUAUUAUCAUCAGGGCACUCCGAAAUCGACCAAUGUCCGAGCAUCGCUUCUUUACGUCCCGGAUCGGUGGCUUUAACAAGCGACCAACUUGUACCAGGAGAUAAAAUACAUUCUAUUAAUGGCAUAAAUACGUCGAGAAUGCGACCGGAAGAUGUUACCACACUUUUAGAUAACGUUGAUGGAAAUGCUUUGUUGGAAAUUGAGUAUUCUUUACCUAAUUUUGUCUCGGAAAAUUCUCUAUGUUUAACUUCGAAAAUUGCUGAAAUUUCUAUUGAGCGUCUUGAGGGGUCUUUAGGAAUUACAUUAAGAGGCGGUACGGUUUUAGAACAACCCCAUUUAAGCAAACCUUUAGUCAUUACUCAAGUUAGAACAAAUGGGCCAGCUUACAGGAGUGGUUUAAUUAAACCCGGUGAUCGUCUUUUAAAAGUCGAUAGUCAACCACUUAUUAAUAAAACAUUAAUCGAAGCGCAAAAACUGCUUAAAGAGGCAUCUCAAAAUAACGGCCCAUUUACCAAUUUAACGAUUGAAUACGAUGUAAAUAUUAUGGAAUCGGUUAAAUACGCGACCGGGCCGUUACUAGUCGAAAUAGACAGGCAAAUGAACGAGGAUUUAGGAUUAAUUUUGGGAAAUUGUUGUGAUUUAAAUUCAACUGAAGACAUUUUAACCGCAGGUAUUUUUAUUUCUAAUAUUAUUCCGGCCAGCGUUGCCGACAGGUGUGGUGCUUUAAAUGUUGGCGAUCAAAUAUUAGCCAUUGAUAAUAUCACAAUGGAAGAGUUUAACGGAUCAAGCGAAGAUGCUGAAAGUUUGCUUAGGGAUGCGAGAAAACUUCAAAUUUUACCGUACCAUACGUUUCAAAGGGUUCCCUCGAGAAAUUAUCUUUCAGGUCAAUAUCCAAAUAGUCCUAGCAUAUCCGGAUUUAGUACGAUUAAUUCACGAAGAUCGAGAAAUAAGGGAAGAUUUAGACAGAGUUCGGUCCCAAAAUCGUUGGAGAUAGAUUCAGGUACCAAUUUCUUGUCUUAUACGCCAAAUUUGGCUGUUUAUCACACCGAAACUCUAACGAUUACGUUAAUCGGGGAACGAGGUAAAGGUUACGGCCUUUUCGUUUCAAAUACAACGAAUAACGAUCACGGUGGUGGUGAAAACAGAACGGGAGAUAUAGUUAUAAAUCUAAUUGCACCUGAUACGCCGGCUCACAGAUGUGGAUGUCUUCAAACCGGCGAUAGAAUUGUUUCAGUUAACCACCAAUCUAACUUGACCGUUCAAGAAAUCAAUUCGAUUCUUGAAAUGGCUUCGGAUGGAAGCAAAAUUAUUCUACAAGUAGGAUUUGAUGUUGCUGAUACUAUUGUACCAAGUAGUGGAGUUUUUACUGUUAAAUUAGUUAAAAGAGGUGGUGGUUUAGGUAUAACAAUAACAGCAUCAAAACAUCGUCCAGAUGAACCAUUUAUAAUUUCUGAAAUACGUCGUGGAUCAAUAGCGCAUAGAACCGGAACCUUACACGCAGGCGAUCGUCUCUUGGCGGUGGAUAAUCGCCAAUUGGAUCGUAUGUCAAUAGAAACAGCUUUUGAUAUCUUACAAACGUCCGCCAACGAUAUCGUAACGUUAAAAGUAGAAAAAACGGAAACGGAUAAUUCGAAUUUGUCCUUGGAUAGUGUCGUGUACACCGUGGAAUUGGUGAGAUACGGAGGCCCUUUGGGGAUCACGAUCAGCGGCAGCGAAGAUUGUUCGGAACCGAUAGUCUUGUCACGAUUGACGGAAGGUGGCCUAGCCGAAAAGACUGGUGCUUUACACGUCGGCGAUCGGAUUUUGGCAAUAAACGGGGAAAGUUUGGAUUUGAGACCGUUGUCCGAUGCGAUUCGGUUGUUGCAAAGCGCCGGCGAUCGGGUUCAAUUGAAAAUAGCGAGGAAUUUAAAUCAAAAUGAUAUAUUGACUGAUGAUUCAAGGUGUACCUAUUCGAGUCCAGGAUUGAUGAGUUUAGAUAGUGCCGUACACUCUUGGGAUAGCAACCAAGGGGAAAUUUUAGAUAACGAUUGUAUAAACCCCGUUAAAGACCACGAGAGCGUAAUAAGCGAACCGAUUUCAACGACGUCCUCAACAACCCAUCAACAACACCAAACCGACGAAAACAACCACCACUCAUCAAAACCACCAUCAUUGCACCGUAAUAAACACGACUCCCAAUUACAAUUUUAUUCGGACGCUGAAGAGACCACGUUCUGCCCAAGCCCUUUACCUUUACCCAAUUAUAAUUUUACAAACACCCUCAAAUAUGACACGUCAAUUUAUCGUUAUCACCCCGAACAACAGCGUUUGAAAGGGACGUUUUCAAACGAAAGCAUAUUAGAUAAUGAAGUCUAUCACGUGACGUUGUACAAAGAUUCGGUUUACGACGAUUACGGGUUUAGCGUAAGUGAUGGUUUGUACGAGAAGGGGGUCUACAUCAAUAGGAUUAGAAAGGGCGGUCCGGCUGAUAUUGUCGGGUUGUUAAAACCCUUCGAUCGAAUCGUGCAAGUGAAUGAGACCAAGACGGUCGAGUUCGAUUGUUGCUUAACCGUACCGUUAAUCGCUUCCGCUGGUGAUAGAAUCGAAUUAAUCGUCAGUAGGAAUCCCUACGUUUGUUGUAGUAGUCCCGAAAGAACCUUUAAUGAUUGUUUGGUUGGAAAUGGGGGGUUUUUAGGUAGUCAGAGUACGAUCGUUAAAAGUUUUUAAAAAGCUACAAAAACUAUUCGAUUACAUUUAAAAAUAUUUUAGAUUAUUUCUUUAUCAAAUUCCAUAUUACUGAAAAAAGGUGUAUUUAUUUUGUAUCUUUUAAGUUUUUUUAAGUUGGUAAUUUAAUGCCAAAAGUUAUUUUAAUCAAUUUUGAUGGAUAACUCGUGGUAUUUGAUUACGUCAUUUAUAAGUUGAAAUAAAGAUAUUUAAGAGCAAAGCAGA
Molecule: messenger RNA, 3547 nt
Organism: Onthophagus taurus
Lineage: Eukaryota; Metazoa; Arthropoda; Insecta; Coleoptera; Scarabaeidae
Gene: Grip
Product: Glutamate receptor interacting protein
Biological process (GO): neurotransmitter receptor transport, endosome to postsynaptic membrane
Molecular function (GO): protein binding
Source: RefSeq, a predicted model, not a curated record